AUGGCGCUUCCUGACUGGGUGGUGACUCUGGCUGCUGCAUCCGCGUCGUUCCUUGGCUUGUGUUUAUGUGUUCGCUACAGCCAAGUCAGCUGGAGACAACUCCUCAGGAACGUUAUGGCUCGUACAGAAAAGCCGUUAUUCAGAAUCGCGUACACUUUAUACACCAGGACACGACUGGGCUACUUGUAUUACAAGAGACAAAUGAAAAAAGCACGAGAACAUUACCCUGCUGGACAUUCCUCUGCUCCAUCCGUGGAGUUCAAUAGUAUUAAAAUAAUUCCCAUUGCGGUUCUGUCGGACAACUACAGCUAUCUCAUCAUUGACACGACGUCAAACCUGGCCGUGGUCGUCGACCCUGCGGACCCACAGACAGUUCAGACGGUCAUUGAGGAGGAGGGGGUCACAUUAGAGGCAAUUCUUUGCACACAUAAGCACUGGGAUCACAGUGGAGGGAACAAAUGUUUGAAGAAGAUUCACAGUAAAUGCAGAGUUUAUGGAAACGCAGCGGAUAAUGUCCCUGGACUCACGCACCCGCUGGCCCACAGGGACUUGGUGAAAGUUGGCUGUCUGCAUUUUAAGGCCCUCUUCACGCCUGGACACACUGUUGGUCACAUGAUUUAUCUCCUCGAUGGCCGAGGGGUUGGAGCGCCACCAAGUCUUUUCUCGGGUGACCUGGUCUUUCUGUCGGGAUGUGGCAGGAUGUUCGAAGGCAGCGCCACAACAAUGCUGUCAUCCCUCGACACCGUUGGAUCUCUAAGCGAUGAUACUUUAUUAUGGCCUGGUCAUGAGUAUGCAGAGGACAACCUGCUGUUUGCGGCGGAGGUUGAGCCACACAAUGCUGCGAGGGAAAACAAAUAUCACUGGGUGUUGCAGCAGCGAGCCCAGAAGCUUUGCACGUGUCCGUCCACCAUUGGUGAGGAGAAGCGCUACAACCCUUUCCUCCGAAGCCACUUGGCUGCGCUCCAUCAGGCCCUGGGUCUCCAGCAGGAGCAGGACGAGGACUGGACCUUGUUUCGGGCUCGUGUGCUGGAAGAGCUGAGGAAGCGCAAAGACCUCUACAACAGAGCCUAGUAAAGGUCCAAGAUUUUAUGCUUGCAGAGGGAUAUUUUUUUAUUUAUCUAGAUGGUAAUAUGAGGCCAGUUCUAGCUCACUGUUACCUCCAUUCUGUGAGUAGAGUUUCAUGUAUUUCAGUCAUAAAUAUUGGAAUUAAACUUUAUCUUUGCUGUAACUUUUAAAUUCUGGCUGUCGUGGAGUGAAUUACUUCACAGUUUUUAGACUUUGGAUCUACUUGAAUGGUACUGUUUUUUUUUGUUGUUUUUUUGGAUUCUAAGGGACACAAUACGCAAAAUGUACCUUUUCUUUGAGCCACUUUUGAACGAUUUUAAUUCCAUAACUUCCAUUUUAUUGACUGGAGUUUGAACAGUUUGAACCGCUGGUGUCACUUUUUCCCUUUGUUUUUAGCGAUGUUCAGCUCUGCAUCUUCCCUCUUGAAGCAGAUAUCUGCUCCAUUUCCUAUCAAGUGAUGAGCACAUGUUGAGUUUUGAUUCUCAUGGAGCAAUUGUUAAUGAAAGAUGAAAAAAUGCAUGAUUACUAGACUCCAAUGUCGCAGUAUGUGAUUUUUUUUUUCUGAUUUACAAUGCCAGAUUUUGCUACUAGCAAAAAAUACAUGCCAAAAAUCCCCAUUUCCUUUACUGCAAUUAAAUGUAUUUUUGUGCUGAAAAUAGUUUUGAAUAAUAUAAUUAUAUAUAAUAUAUAAUUCUGUGACAAACUGGUUUAUAAAAUUCCCAUUGUUUUUUUGAGGCAAAAUAAAUGAAAAAUAUUUUCUUGUGGACAUUUAAAACAGAGCUGUCUGGGAAGUGCUGAAUAUGUUUUGUUCAAACCUGUCUUGCAGAUCUUUUGCUCACAUGUUUGAUGAAUCAAAGUUGGAUCGUGUGAGUGUUGAUGUGGGAGUCUUUUGUUUUUGUUCCCUAGGGAUGUUCAAAAAUAUAUGGUGACAUUUUUUUCUUUUCCAUUUCUCACAACAUUUAUGUUCAGUUGGUCUCUACUGCUUUGAAAGGUCAUACAUCACCACUGUUAAAUAGUAUUUUCAGGGUUUCUCUUACAUAGCUUCAGCAAGUGAUCGGCUGAUGAGGCUUCAUGAAACAGUGUCCUCAUAUUCAGAGCUCAGUAGGUGGCUCUCUUGGUUUAAAAAAUGAUAGAGGUUUCAUAGAUUCUAGAGAAGAGAGCACCAUCUAGUGGACUCUGAAAGUUAGGGCACUGUUUGAUGAAGCCUCGCCAGCUUGUCGCUUCAGCUAUUUGGGUUGAUGUUGCAUUUUAAAAUUCUGGAUUUCCGACGGUACAGUUGCGUGGUUUCUUCAGUGUGUCAGCUGCAUUUUUGGGAAUUGCGUUUUGCAGCCAAUUUAUGAUUUAAAGUUCUAUUUUUGUAUGUUUCAACAUUAAAAUGUG
This is a messenger RNA of Synchiropus splendidus (mandarinfish), 2445 nucleotides long. RefSeq names its product PNKD metallo-beta-lactamase domain containing (gene pnkd). Gene Ontology annotation, molecular function: hydroxyacylglutathione hydrolase activity. Bases 1 to 1071 code for a protein of 356 amino acids. The record is from RefSeq and is a predicted model, not a curated record. The transcript is spliced from 9 exons. Gene Ontology annotation, cellular component: mitochondrion. Lineage: Eukaryota; Metazoa; Chordata; Actinopteri; Syngnathiformes; Callionymidae.